Molecule: messenger RNA, 2062 nt
Organism: Corythoichthys intestinalis (scribbled pipefish)
Lineage: Eukaryota; Metazoa; Chordata; Actinopteri; Syngnathiformes; Syngnathidae
Gene: miox
Product: myo-inositol oxygenase
Exons: 10
Coding region: 58-915 (285 amino acids)
Biological process (GO): inositol catabolic process
Cellular component (GO): cytoplasm
Molecular function (GO): inositol oxygenase activity; iron ion binding
Source: RefSeq, a predicted model, not a curated record
ACACAAGCGGACGCUACAUAUAACAGGUGACAGGACAACAACUUUUCAUCUACAAGCAUGAGGGUCAUCGAUUUGGGUCCAGACCCAUCUCUGGCUUAUCGGCCAAAUUUGACAUCUGAAACAAAAAAGGAAGAAGACUAUAGAAACUUUGAGAAGGGGAGUGUCGCCCAGCAUGUGUACAACACAUACAAACUGAUGCACACCAACCAGAACGUGGACUUUGUCAAGCAAAAGCACUUAGAAUGGAGCGGGUGCAACCACGCUGAGAUGACCAUGAUGGACGCCAUCAUGUCUCUGGACAAGCUGGUGGACGAGUCGGAUCCAGAUGUGGACUUCCCAAACUCCUUCCACGCCUUCCAGACGGCAGAGGGCAUUCGCAAAGAGCACCCAGACAAAGACUGGUUCCAGCUAGUGGGUCUCAUUCACGAUGUUGGGAAGGUCAUGGCACUGUGGGGUGAACCUCAGUGGGCGGUGGUGGGUGACACAUUCCCCGUGGGCUGUGCAUUUCAAAGCUCCAUCGUGUUCCGAGACAGCACCUUCAUGGAGAACCCGGAUGAUACAAAUCCCAGCUACAACUGUAAAUAUGGAAUCUACCAAAAAAACUGUGGGCUGGACAACGUCCUGAUGUCAUGGGGUAAUGAUGAGUACCUUUACCGCGUUCUCCAGUUCAACAAGUGUCCCCUCCCCAAGGAGGGCCUGAACAUGAUCCGCUACCAUUCCUUCUAUCCCUGGCACUCCCAAGGCGACUACAUGUACCUGUGUGACGACAAUGACCUGCAAAUGCUGCCUUGGGUGAAGGCGUUUAACAAAUUCGAUCUCUACACAAAAGUGGAGGAACUGCCUGACGUGGAGAAGCUGCGUGUUUACUACCAGUCGCUGGUUGACAAAUACUGUCCAGGAAUACUAAAAUGGUGAAACAGUAAAGCCAAAAUUAUUCAUUCACCACCAAAAAGAGCAUGAUUUCCUUAAAUCCAUGCUAAUUUCCAGUAUGCAUAUAUUCAAUAUUCUGUAAAUUUUUAGUUGGUUUUUGUUGUUGUUGUUUUUUUUGUUUUUUAAGAUAUAUAUGAACAUGUUGGACAAAAGUGACUUUCAGAACAAUCAUUUAUUGUUUUUCCAAUGUUAUUUAAAAAUGUUUUGUGGAAAAGGCACAUUUGUGUGUGUAAUACAAAGUGUUGACAAAUUAAAUCAAAAAUAGAAAAGUAACAUAUUAAGUUGUCAUGCUGAAAAUUGAGUGGUUUGCCAUGAUGAUUAAAUUAUCCAACGUGACAUUCAUAUGAACAUGUACAACAUGCGAGCCCAAACAGGAAGUACAAAUAUAUACACAGACAUACCUCUUUGCUCAUUUUGGUAACAUUAGUCCUUUCUCACUGUCCUUUUUUUUCGGCACCUUCCGCAUCCUCAUCUACUACAUCAUUGGUGACAUCCUCCUCAUCUUUCUUAUCACCCUCCUCCACUUCUCCCUCCUUUACAUCUUCUUCACCCUCAUGAUCCUCAUCUUUCUCAUGUUUAUCAAUAUCCUCAUCAUCUGUCCUUUUUGCAUCUGGCAGAGCGUCUUUUUGAUCAGAAAUGUCCAUUAAGUGUUUUUGUCUUCUGGGCAAUGCCAGCAGCAAGCACAAGGUGGCGCUGCACCCGAUCAGGGUCCAGAUAAGCACAGGAGCGGGGACGCCCGUGACCUGGGCACGCACCCACCUCACUGCAUGGGCCACGGCUGAAUUGGGCUGCCGGCGUGGAGCUGACUUGUCCUAGGUAGAUGUCAAAUGAUAAUGCUCAAUUUGGAUUUAAACACAACUUUACCUUGAUGUACUGAACUAUUUGGCUGUCGUUGGCAUCUAGCAUCAUCAGUGGAACUGUAACUGCAUAUUCAGCACUGUAUUGUACAAAAAAAACACCUUAAGACAAUGUAAAAUAACAGCUUUUAUGAAGUACCUUGAGUCCAUGUUGUUCCAGCAUACUCUCAAGGAACGGGUGGCCCAGAUGAACUAGAGGAUAAAAUUCUUCAUUGUAGACCCUCCUCCACCAGCGUUGUGGAUAGGAUCUGUACACAGAUGCAAGUGUAUGAUUU